Messenger RNA from Anguilla rostrata (American eel), 1731 nucleotides. RefSeq names its product putative gustatory receptor clone PTE03. NCBI's taxonomy places the organism in Eukaryota, Metazoa, Chordata, Actinopteri, Anguilliformes, Anguillidae. Gene Ontology annotation, cellular component: membrane. The coding region runs from base 229 to 1158 and encodes 309 amino acids. The transcript has a single exon. The record is from RefSeq and is a predicted model, not a curated record. Gene Ontology annotation, biological process: G protein-coupled receptor signaling pathway; detection of chemical stimulus involved in sensory perception of smell. Gene Ontology annotation, molecular function: G protein-coupled receptor activity; olfactory receptor activity; odorant binding.
UACAACAUCAAGUCUGUGGGCUAAUUGACCGUGUUUAUAGGAUUUCAGCCAAACAUCUCUUGGAUCUUUCAGAAUCUGAGUAUUUUAAUAACAGUAAGCCUUGAAGUCAUCAUAUUAAUUGGUGUUACAGUAUAAAGCAGAGGUGAAAUCAGUAUUGAUCUGGACUGAUUUCAGAUCAUUGAACUAAUCCAGGACACAAGUGUGGUACACACCCUUUCUAAGGAAACAAUGGAGAAUUCCAGUGAAAUAGUAUUUGUGUUGCAAGGACUGAAUGAAACAAGGACAAACAAACAUAUCUACUUUGUUGUGACUCUUCUCGGUUACCUUUUCACUAUUUUUGUGAACUUGACUUUGAUUGUGACAAUUAUUUUGGAGAAAAUGCUCCAUGAGCCAAUGUUUAUAUUUCUGUGUAGUUUGUGUAUAAAUGGGUUAGUAGGGGCUUCUUCUUUUUAUCCUAAAUUGUUGCUCGACCUUCUAUCUGACGUGCACGUCAUUUCGUAUGCCGCAUGCAUGAUUCAGUUAUUUAUAGGCUACAGUUACGUCUUCUGCGAAUUCACUAUGUUAACAGUGAUGGCUUAUGACAGAUAUGUCGCAAUAUGCAAGCCGCUGAAUUACCACUCCAUCAUCACGCCUCGGACGGUGGUGAAAUUGUUGAUUUUAACUUGGCUGUUUUCCCUCUGUGAAUCAAUUAUUGGGUUGAACCUGACACUCAGACUCCCCCUCUGUGGAUUCCACAUCGAGAAGCUUUACUGCACAAACUGGCCAGUGGUAAAGCUGUCGUGCGUGGACACCACUAUCAACAACAUUUACGGGUACAUUCUGACGUUUUCUCACGUUUCACAAGCAGUGCUGAUCUUGAUUUCCUAUGUUAAUAUUAUUAAAGCGUCUAUACGAUCCCCGGCAGAUCGAAAUAAGUUCAUGCAGACCUGUUUGCCACAUUUAAUCAGCCUGACCAACUUCACAAUCACACUCGUUUUUGAUGUCAUGUACGAUCGCUACGGUUCCAGCAGUCGGUUGCAGAAUUUCCGCACUUUCCUGGCGCUGGAGUACCUCAUUGUUCCACCACUGCUAAAUCCUCUCAUUUAUGGCUUGAAAAUGAACCAGAUCCGCCGGCGAAUAUUUAGAAUUUUCCGCUUUAGAGUUUCCGCUUUGAAAUGAAUACCCGUGGCUUUAUAAUCACAGAUGUCAGGAAAACGUGACUUAAUUUUGAAAGCAGUAACUGGUGCAUGGAUUGAUUGGUGGAUCAAGGAAUUGACUGCUGUUAGUGUCCAGGAUUCAUAUUUCUUUUGACUUCGCAAUGUUUUUUAUUUUUUGUUUUUGUUUGUUUUUGCACCCAGGAAAAAAUACUCUGGCUAGUUUUCAAAUUGUUGAGUUGCAUCCUGUUAGAUGUUGCACAUGGCAUUUUCAUUGAUAUUCCUUUCUAUAUUUGAACUAUAUGAUUUAAUGCAAUGUACUGGAGUUAGAGUGCCUUAAUAUUGUCUCUCUGGCACGUAUCUCACCACUACUAUAUUUAUAAAAUUGGAUCGUACCAGGAAAGCAGUAAAGUACAGAGAGUUUGAGAUCUCUCGCAUAUUAACUCUGUCAUAGUGUAUCAAAUGAGAUCUCUGUGUCACUGUUCGACAGAACAACGGGAGGGGGCAUUAGAGGUAUAGGUGACAUCCCGAGAGGUAAAUCAGUUUCUGAGCCUUAGUCGAGAGAUAUAAUUGUGCAGCAAGCAGAUCAAUAUGAUCA